Stereum hirsutum FP-91666 SS1 is the source of this 1568-nucleotide messenger RNA. Its product is annotated as mitochondrial pyruvate dehydrogenase. The record is from RefSeq and is a predicted model, not a curated record. Gene Ontology annotation, molecular function: pyruvate dehydrogenase (acetyl-transferring) kinase activity. The transcript is spliced from 8 exons. NCBI's taxonomy places the organism in Eukaryota, Fungi, Basidiomycota, Agaricomycetes, Russulales, Stereaceae. Gene Ontology annotation, cellular component: mitochondrion. Gene Ontology annotation, biological process: protein phosphorylation; regulation of glucose metabolic process. The coding region runs from base 129 to 1445 and encodes 438 amino acids.
CUUGAGUGCCAGAGAACAGUGGCACCUUCUAGCGCGUCUCAUGUGUUAACCCCGCCUUUCACUCCUCAUCCUCAUCUCGUUCACCGUCUUUCUGCUCGGAAUAUAUCUACAGGACGACGACAAGCAAGAUGUCUUCGGGAUUCAGGAUAACGUCGUCGUUAUGGGACAAAAUACACCAUUUCGCGUCGUUUCCCCAGACAGGAGUGUCGCUCCAGCAGAUGGUGUUGUUUGGGCAGAAUCCUAGUCAGGGUACCUUGUUGAAAGCUGGCCAGUUCUUGAAAGAGGAACUUCCCGUGCGGCUCGCACACCGGGUGAAGGAGCUCGAUGAGCUGCCACACAACCUAGGCCAGAUGCCGUCCAUCCAGAAAGUACGGAAUUGGUAUGCACAGUCGUUCGAGGAACUCAUCAAUUUGGAGCCUGUACGUGUGUCCUCGGACGUCCGGAAAGCACUCAUGGUGCCUUCGUCAUCCUCUGAAGAAUCGUAUCUACCGGAAUCUGUGCCGAACCCGUCGUUGGAGGACUUGAAGGACCAUUACAACUCUCAUAACAGGAAUGGCAACGGGAGCAAUCGGUCCAAGCUCAGAAUACCGAUUGAGAAGAGGUAUUACGCUAAAACGUCGGGGAUCGACUGGCCACCAGAGGUGCACGAAUAUAACAGAAACUUCACGAAACUGCUCGAGUCCAUCAAGAAGCGACACGACCCGACUGUGACGACUGUGGCGCAAGGCGUGCUGGAGUGGAAGAGGAAGCAGAACGCGAAGGAUAUUGGGCUGGAUAUCCAGGCCUGGUUGGAUAGGUUUUAUAUGUCGCGUAUUGGCAUUCGGUUUUUGAUUGGGCAGCAUGUGGCGUUGAACAACCUCCAACCACACCCCGACUACGUGGGCAUAAUCUGUACGAGAUCGAACGUCCAUGACAUCGUCCAUGAAGCGAUCGAAAACGCCCGGUUCGUCUGCGAAGAGCACUACGCGAUGUUCAAGGGUCCACCCGUCCAACUCAUCUGCCCACCCGACCUCCACUUCGCCUACGUCCCUGGCCAUCUCUCCCACAUCUGCUUCGAACUGCUCAAAAACUCCCUCCGUGCGGUCGUCGAGCGCUACGGCCCGCAGAAGGAGGAGCUGUUGCCGCCGAUAAAGGUCGUGGUGGUGGAGGGCAAGGAGGAUAUUACGAUCAAGAUUAGUGAUGAGGGAGGGGGCAUCCCGAGGAGCGCGAUACCGUUGAUUUGGACGUAUAUGUAUACGACGAUGGAGGGGCAAGGGAUUGAUCAGGAUUUCCAGAGUAGUGAUUUCCAGGCGCCGAUGGCAGGUUUCGGGUAUGGGCUACCACUGUCGAGACUGUAUGCGCGGUAUUUCGGAGGCGAUCUUAGGUUGAUCUCGAUGGAUGGGUUCGGGACGGAUGUGUACAUUCACCUCAACCGACUGUCGAGUUCGAAAGAGCCGCUCCCAUGAUUUAAACCAGUAGGCAUCCUAUCAUCGUUGAAGUUCGCGGACAUUCAAGCUAUCAAUUGGAAUUCACGCUUUGCAUACUACCUCCGGGACGCUCAACCCACUGCUCGACGCACUCGUCUGUGU